UAUUUGUGAGUGCUUGCACCUCUGGCCUUAAUUGUUGGGAUCAAACAAGAACAGAAUUGUAGCACGUCGGAUGCGAAUUCCGGUCGCAGCUUAAUGAGUGUUGUGUUCCUUUGAUCCGCAGUCUCAGUGAUUGCCGUGUAACAAACAGUAUUUUAAAAAGGGGAGAAACAUUGAGAUGCUCUGUACUCAGCGCUACGUCAUCAUUCUCGAUUAAGCAAGGAACAAUAGUCGUCCCAAAACAAUCGAUGGUGAAGGAGCUCGUAUACGUUUUUUGCUUCUUUCAAAACUAUAUUUAAGAGAGCGCAAUGAGCUGACUAGUCAGUUAUGCAUUGGUUUCAAUCAGCUUUGGUUCUCUUUCAUUUCCUCUCUCUUUCUUGGAAUAAAAGACGCAUAACAAACGCGUGCUUGCGUUUAUAUAAACCAAUUACUAUAUAGCAUCCACCAUCAUCAGUUGCGUAAAAACAUUUUCUUAUUCCGAAUCGAUUUGACUAGGCAUUUUCCGACUUCACGACGAUGAAAUUAUAUUUUGACGGGUGCGUUGAAAACACACACGUUAGGAUUCAUUUACUUUGUGCUACGUCAAGGAGACGCUAGAGGCUACGGUUAGUUUCGAUUCAAAUCUGUUAUCAACUUAAAGAAAUCGGCGUGAAAAGAGCGAUGUUUCGGUACACACAAGUGUAUUGAUCGAAUCAUCAUACAACUCACUUAAUGAGCUGAUGAAGCAAGAGGAGAAAUGCGCAUUCACCAGCAGAACUGAAUCAAGGCGAUGAUUAUUUACUUUGUUCUCGUUAUAAAUUCCUUCGUUUAACUUCGUAUUAGAGUAUAACUUUUGCGUUAAAGAAACGCAUCGCACAAUGUCGUCCCGACUGAACGGCGCAUGUGCAUCCAUCGACAACACCUUGCCCUGGAGUCGCUUGUCCUUCUCAAAGUAACUCUCCAACUUGCGACUGGAUCGGACGAUUCGAAUCUGUUCAUCCGUUUUUGAUAUCGCAUAAGAAGAAAUCAAACCUCCAUUUUUUAUUGAGUAUAGUUUCAUUCGUUUUCGACAUGGAAGACACUACUUUGCCGUCGAGACCGACUGUUCAAGUAUCGCAGGAAGUGCUUACCAUCACUGGGAUCUUCCUCACCAUCGUCGCUGUUAUGUCGACUUUGGGAAACGGAUCCUUUAUUGCUGUACUGGUGCGCAGCCGAGGUUUCCGUCGCGACGCUCAUCUCAUUUUGCUGUUGAGCAUGGCCACAUGUGACCUCGGGGUAUCGUUCUUCGGCUACCCGUUCAACAUCAUUUCUUGCUUUUCGGGCACUUGGGUCUUUGGCGAUUUCUUUUGCAAAUUUUACGCAUUCACGUGUUUCACGUUGGCUAUGAUUUCUGCCAACACGCUGGUGAUUGUUUCCAUAUUCCGUUACAUCAUCAUCUGCAGGCCACAAAGCAAACAUCGCUUGACUCCUCGCCUCAGCUGCAUUUGCAUCAUUUUCACCGUCGGCUACGCUUUAAUAUUCACCAUGUCUCCGUUGUUCGGUUGGUCGGCGUACACUUACGAACCCUUCGGAGCCUCGUGCUCAUUCGACUGGUAUGACCAGAGCCACAACGGACUAAGUUAUUCAAUCUCGGCCACCAUUUUUUGCUACGUCGUUCAUCUGUCCAUCAUGAGCGUGUGUUAUCACAAGAUUUACAAGCGUGUUUCGCAACUGAAACUGGAUCCGCUCACUCCGCCCUUGUCUUCCGAUUUGCUCAAUGAAGAGGAGGACAAAUCGUGUUUGAGUCGCAUUUGCUUUGAUGCAGCCCUCAAUUUUGAACUCGACCAUUUGAAUCAGCACAGGAAUCAAAGGACUUACAAGAUUGAAAUUCAAGUUCUUAAGCUGAACGUGCUAAUGGUGCUAACGUUCUUCAUCAUAUGGUCUCCCUACGCCAUCAUGUCCUUUGUUUCCAUCUAUCAUCCGGACUUGCCGGCUUUCUGGUACAUCUUCCCGACGGUGUUUGCUAAAAUGUCUUGCAUGAUGAAUCCACUGCUCUACGGCUUGACCAACUCUUCGCUGCGUCGCGAAUUGCGUCAUUUGUGGCAAGACAUGUGCUGCCAGAGAAAAGUCAACGUCGGGGACCGUCACUGCCGUUACCGCAAUCGCAGAGACCCGAAAGAUGGAGAGAUUGACCGGCCGAUAUACGACAAGGAAGGAGUGUAUCUAGGCAAAGUGAACCAGGGCACUUGCAUGUGCUCCGGAUGCGUCGAAUCGCGCAGAGAGGUCGAGAUGCUGAUCCGGCUGCAGACGCAACGCUCACGGGACUCGGAGCUCAACGCAACAGUCGUUAGCGUGUGCAAGGAAGAAGCGCAACUGCACGACCAGCAGAAAACGAAGAACGAGCUCACGGUUGAAGAUUGAUCAGCAUCCCGACUCUACACCUGUACCAAUGCCCGUCGGGGAUCGAAAUCCACGUGGAUUUCUUGAGGGAAAUAACGCGCACGUUCAACACGUAACGUGAAAGACGUUUAUGCUCGUUAACAAAAACAUUACGGUUUCUUAACGUAACACAAAAUCAAUAAUUUCAGGAUAUAGAUACGGGAAACAGGGGGAACCAGGACUUAAAAAAAUGCUUAUGUUACUGCAAUUUUUCUUUAUUAAAAAAAAAAAAUUGAUUUCCUUUGUCGCGCAGACCUUACACCCCCUUUCGGUAGAUUAUGAUAUCAUGGCGUUUAUUUGAACGCAAGUUAUACAGAAAGAAGAGAAGACAAGCUUAUUUUAAUUAAUUGUGUCUUACUAUUAUUAGAUAAACAAAUACCACGCGACCAUGCUAUUGUAAUUACCAAGCCGCUAUAAAAUUUGGCUGUUUUUCUUCUUCUAUGUCCACCAUCAUCUUUCUCUUUCGUAUGAUCUUCUCAAUUUCGUCGGCGAACUUGUAUUUCAGAACAUUCCAAUUUGUAUAUGUACAUACGCGUACAAUAUCGUAUAAUAUCGAAAAUAGACCCCCAACAUUUAUUUUUUCCUCAUUCGAAAAUGAAGGGCCAAAGUGUGUUGCACACGUUUUCUCAUCCCAGUUUACGUAAGCAUGACGCCCUCAGUUGGGACCAAGUUUCCCGUGACGGCCCAUGUACAUAAACUGUAUAUUUACGUCUUAAUGGUACAACAUUCGGCGAUGGCUGCUUCUGCAUAACUGCGCUGACAAUAUUGACAUUUGGUGCCCGUGAACCUCGUGAUUGCGUUUUUUUUUUAUUUACCUCUUCUCUCGCUAUUUCAUUACAAUUUCCCGAUAUUUGCCCGUGUCGAUUUUUCCUAUUUAAUCCGCGAUUAUAUCCUCUUAGAAGAGAACGAAAGCUUCGUGGGGGUGUCUGGCUAGCCGCUCUUUACCGUUCUCCCUCGUAAAGCGGUUGAGGCGACAGUAAGAAGGUUGUGCCAAUUCUUCCAGUUUAUUCAAUAUUUUCUUCCUUAUGCCUCGUACUGAAGAGACCACACAGCACGUGAAUGAUGCCUCUGCGGAAAGAUGAACUUGACCUUUUCCAAACUCUUUCCACGUGUCGUCCUUUGUACCCGUUUUUAUGUCGAUGUCUAGCAACGCCCCCGGAUGAUUGGAUAAUAAAACUCGUAUAGACAUAA
Molecule: messenger RNA, 3585 nt
Organism: Daphnia magna
Lineage: Eukaryota; Metazoa; Arthropoda; Branchiopoda; Diplostraca; Daphniidae
Product: rhodopsin, G0-coupled
Exons: 12
Coding region: 1048-2376 (442 amino acids)
Biological process (GO): G protein-coupled receptor signaling pathway
Cellular component (GO): membrane
Molecular function (GO): G protein-coupled receptor activity
Source: RefSeq, a predicted model, not a curated record